Messenger RNA from Anolis carolinensis (green anole), 6416 nucleotides. RefSeq names its product zinc finger protein 135-like. The record is from RefSeq and is a predicted model, not a curated record. Bases 2894 to 4762 code for a protein of 622 amino acids. The transcript has 4 exons. NCBI's taxonomy places the organism in Eukaryota, Metazoa, Chordata, Lepidosauria, Squamata, Anolidae. Gene Ontology annotation, cellular component: nucleus. Gene Ontology annotation, molecular function: DNA-binding transcription factor activity, RNA polymerase II-specific; RNA polymerase II cis-regulatory region sequence-specific DNA binding. Gene Ontology annotation, biological process: regulation of transcription by RNA polymerase II.
CAAGAGGAGCCAAGGCCCAAGGGAGGGAGGGAGGGAGGGAGGGGAGGCCGAGGAGGGCCCGGGCCUGGCCCACUCCCAGGCGGGCCUUCCUCUCUCGUUCUCUCCCUGGGAACACAGGCCACCACCGCUCUCUCUCUCUCUCUCUCUCUCUCUCUCUCUCUCUCUCAGCCAGGCCUGGGCAAGCUCCGGGCCUCCCUCCGGGGCGGGGUUUUGGACUCCAACUCCCAGAAGGCCUCCCCUCAGGCCCCGCAGGCCUCACCUUCACCUCCACCUCAAGACUGCGGGGAGAGAGAGAGAGAGAGAGAGAGAGAGAGAGAGAGAGAGAGCAAGGGACUGGGGAAGGGAGGUCAACAGACCAAGAGAAGGAAGGAAGGAAGGAAGGAAGGGCGCUCGGAAAGGGAGGGGCCCCCAGGGAUCAGCUGGCAUGGACAUUCACAACAGAGGGACAUGCAGACAAAGGGAGAACAACAACAACAACAACAACAACAAUAUUUGUAUCCUGCCACCAUCUCCCCCAGAGGGGACUCGGCGUGGCUCACAGAAAGAUCCCAUACAAAACAGGAACAAUAUACAAGACAGCAAUCAACAAGAAGCCCUGCUUGACUCUCAAGCCAAAAGUGGGUGGUAGAAAUCACAUGGUACAAAAGCUGACUGGCACAACCUGGGGAUCCCAACCAGGCCCUGGAAAGACAGGCGCUUGGCUCCUCUGCUGCUGAAUUCACAGGCCCAGUGGGGAAGACAUCUCACCACGUUCAAACAGUGGACGUGGCUCUUCAUGAGACAUGCCGCACCCUCACAGGAUGUCUGCGCCCCACACCACUGGAGAAAUGAUACUGUUGAGUCCCUCUGGGGAGAGAGGGCAGUCUAGAAAUGAAAUGAGGAAAUGUGAUUUUUGGCUGAGAAUUUCGGAGUAGAGCCUGUGGAGGGAUUUCUUUCCCUUGAAAGAAAGAAGAGGGAGGAAAAACAUCUUGGAUACGGUUGGGUUCUUCACCAGAGUGGUUCCAACAUGGAGAGACCCAACUCACGUGGGCCUGAAGCAGGACCUGGGGGCAGUGGGGAAUCCUGGGAAAGAACCAGACAUGAGUCCCUGAGUGUGGACCUUGACAGCUCGGACACACAGCGCCAGCGCUUCAGGCAGUCCUCCUACCAAGAGGGUGAAGGACCCAGAGGGGUUUGCAGUCGUCUCCACGAUCUGUGCCGCCAGUGGCUGAAGCCAGAGCAGCACACCAAGGCCGAGGUGCUGGACCUGGUGACCCUGGAGCAGUUCCUGAGCAUCCUGCCCCCAGAGAUGGGGAGCUGGGUCCGAGAGUGUGGGGCAGAGACCUGUUCCCAGGCGGUGGCCCUGGCGGAAGGCUUCCUCCUGAGUCGGGCCGAGGACAAGGAGCAGGAAGGACAGGUGUGAGCAUUCCCUCUGGGUUUCACUAACCUGGGGGCUGAUGGACAGGUUAAACGUACACCCUGCCUUUCUUCCAAGAUGGGACCGAUGUGGGGGAUAAGCAAGGCCCUGCUCCCUCGACCUCUCUCCCCACCUGCUCUGCCCCUCCAUCUCUACCGUCAGCUUGGUUGAUGCUCCGCUCAAGAUAGAACAUAGACAAUGAUGGGAGGGGGAGGGGGGCAUUGGUUCCAAACUAGGUUCCCAUCUCAGAGUUAUUCUUUCCAAAAAGGUCUAUAGGUCUGUGAUGUUUUUGAACUUUUCCCAAACUCCUUCUGGAAUGCUCUGUGCUCUUCCAGGCCCAUAAUAAUAACUCCAUGGAAGUCCCUGCACCAGAGGAAUCUCCACCAGACACCACCCAGAGUCUCAGGCAGAAGGAGCUGAAGCGGGAAGGAGACGGGGCUGCCGCCUUGCAGGGUGAGAAGGAACUCUUCUGGGAGUUUUGGGGGUUUGUGCCAGUGGAAAUCCCGCUUUGGGGGGAUGAUUGUACACCCACAGUUUGAGCUUCAGAAGGUGAAGGAUCAUUUGGCCUUGAGAUGGGUAUAUAUCUUAAACUCAUGUCCUUUGUGUGAUGUUUUAUGGACUUAAUAUGUAUUUUAUAGAAAGACAGUUUUAAUGUAGAUCUUUUAUAGUUAUAUAUAUAUCUUUGUUGAAUUUUGACAAUGUUUGUGUUUUUAAAAUUAUGUUGUAACCUCCCUUGAACUGCAAGGAGAGGCGAGUAAGAAAUAAAAUUAUUAUUAUUAUUAUCAUUAUUAUUGUUAUUGUUAUAUGUACACAUUCAGUUGCUAGAGGUGUAACUUCAGUUUGAUUUGCAGUUUUCUUUCUUGCAAUAGGACUGAAAACGCAGCCUUCAGUGUCUUCCCAGGUGGGACCCUAAGCUGAGCCGAGCCCUGAAACUGAGCUGGAAGACAAACAGACCGCAAAGAAUCACUUUAGUCAGUUGAACCACCAAGCCCAAUACUAGUUUCAUUCGAACAUCCUCACAGCACUGCUUGCGAGAUAAAGUCCUAAACCCUAACUCAUCGGUUUCUUUAUAGGACUGCAAUGGUCACCUCUGAGGCCUGUUUCUGUGACCAGCUUUCCACCCCUUGCUCUCUCUCCAGGGUCUGGAAUGAUGCUGUGGCCGAAUCCUCAGCCGUUUCUCCCCCUUUGCGAUGGAGUGGGACUGAGUCAGGGCCCAAUCGCCUUUGAGGACGUGGCUGUGGAUUUCUCCCUGGAGGAGUGGGUUCUCCUGCAUCCGGACCAGAAAGCCUUGCACAAGCAGAUCAUGGAGGAGAUGAAUGGGAUUGUGGACUCUCUUGUCGAUAACGGGGAGAAGAGCGAUGUGUGCACCAAAUACAGGAAGCAUUUGGACACAACUGGGGCCUUCGUCAACAGCAGCAAGCCCACAGAGAAGAUGGAGGUUCUGCCAAAGAAAGGCCUGACAAAUGCAGUGUACGUGGGCAGUAUUUUACCCAAAAUAUGGCACUUGUGCUUCACAAGACACUCGAUGUUGGGAAAAGCCAUCUUAAAGGGAAAGUAUCUGCAAAAUGUGUAGUGAAACACAAGAAAUUUCACACGGGUCAGGAACCAUACAGAUGCCAAGAGUGUGGAAAGUAUUUUGCUUCCAGUUCAGCCUUGGUGAGGCUCAAAAGACUCCACACAGGAGAGAAGCCAUACCAAUGUCAGGAGUGUGGGAAAUGUUUUGCUUGCAGUUCAACCUUGGUGAGCCACAAAAGACUCCACACAGGAGAGAAGCCAUACCAGUGCCAGGAGUGUGGGAAAUGUUUUGCUUGCAGUUCAACCUUGGUGAGCCACAAAAGACUCCACACAGGAGAGAAGCCAUACCAGUGCCAGGAGUGUGGGAAAUGUUUUGCUUGCAGUUCAACCUUGGUGAGCCACAAAAGACUCCACACAGGAGAGAAGCCAUACCAGUGCCAGGAGUGUGGGAAAUGUUUUGCUUGCAGUUCAACCUUGGUGAGCCACAAAAGACUCCACACAGGAGAGAAGCCAUACCAGUGCCAAGAGUGUGGGAAAUGUUUUGCUUGCAGUUCAACCUUGGUGAGCCACAAAAGACUCCACACAGGAGAGAAGCCAUACAAAUGCCAGGAGUGUGGGAAAUGUUUUGCUGAAAGUUCAGCCUUGGUGAGCCACAAAAGAGUCCACACCAGGGAGAAGCCAUACAAAUGUGAGGAGUGUGGGAAAUGUUCUGCUUCCCAUUCAGACUUGUUGAAGCACAAAAGACUCGACACAGGAGAGAAGCCAUACCAAUGCCAGGAGUGUGGGAAAUGUUUUACUUGCAGUUCAACCUUGGUGAGCCACAAAAGACUCCACGCAGGAGAGAAGCCAUACCAGUGCCAGGAGUGUGGGAAAUGUUUUGCUGACAGUUCAGCCUUGGUGAGGCACAAAAGACUCCACACAGGAGAGAAGCCACACCAAUGUCAGGAGUGUGGGAAAUGUUUUGCUGACAGUUCAGCCUUGUUGAGCCACAAAGGAGUCCACACAGGAGAGAAGCCAUACCAGUGCCAGGAGUGUGGGAAAUGUUUUGCUUGUAGUUCAACCUUGGUGAGCCACAAAAGACUCCACACAGGAGAGAAGCCAUACAAAUGCCAGGAGUGUGGGAAAUGUUUUGCUGAAAGUUCAGCCUUGGUGAGGCACAAAAGACUCCACGCAGGAGAGAAGCCAUACCAGUGCCAAGAGGGUGGGAAAUGUUUUGCUUGCAGUUCAACCUUUGUGAGCCACAAAAGACUCCACACAGGAGAGAAGCCAUACCAGUGCCAGGAGUGUGGGAAAUGUUUUGCUUCCAGUUCAACCUUGGUGAGCCACAAAAGACUCCACACAGGAGAGAACCCAUACAAAUGCCAGGAGUGUGGAAAAUGUUUUGCUGAAAGUUCAGCCUUGGUGAGCCACAAAAGACUCCACACAGGAGAAAAGCCAUACAAAUGCCAGGAGUGUGGAAAAUGUUUUACUGACAGUUCAGCCUUGUUGAUCCACAAAAGAGUCCACACCUGGGAGAAGCCAUACAAAUGUGAGGAGUGUGGGAAAUGUUCUGUUUCCCAUUCAGACUUGGUGAAACACAAAAGACUCCACACAGGAGAGAAGCCAUACAAAUGCCAGGAGUGUGGGAAAUGUUUUGCUUUCCGUUCAAACUUGAUGAGCCGCAAAAGACUCCACACAGGAGAGAAGCCAUACCAAUGCCAGGAGUGUGGGAAAUGUUUUGCUGACAGUUCAGACUUGGCGAAGCACAAAAGAAGCCACACAGGAGAGAAGCCAUAUAAAUGCCAUGAAUGUGGAAAAUGUUUUACUCAGAGUUCAGCCCUUAACCAGCACCAGAGAACACAUACCGGCUAAAAAACAGCCAUUGUGGGUAAAUGUCUGAUUUCAAACUGGACCCUUUGAGAAGUUUUGCGUCAGAUUUGGUGGAGUCCCGUUCUUGUCAUUUGAACCUGUAAGUUGGAGGUCUGUUCUCUGGAGCAGCAGAAAGAAAGCUCUGUGUGACAAUCCCUCAGAGCAGUGGUUCUCAACCUGUGGGUCCCUAGAUGUUUUGGCCUUCAACUCCCCUAAAUCCUAACAGCUGGUAAACUGGCUGGGAUUUCUGGGAGUUGUAGGCCAAAACACCCGGGGACCCACAGGUUGAGGACCACUGCUUCAGUGUCAGUUCCUGGAAGGUGUAGGAGACAAAGAUAGGCUCACACAGCUUGUAGCUAUGGAAAACUUUAUUGAAUCCGCCUUGCCAAAAUGGCCGCAACGCUUCUACUGCCCGUCUUCCGCUCUUUCCCCUCAGUAUAUUGGGUGGUUGCUUCCCUCCUCCUUCACGUCUCUUCUUCUCCAUUCACACCUCCCUUUCCUUUUGUCCUUUCCCACGUCUGAAGACCAGACCCCGUCAUAAAUCAGCCUUCCCAGCCAAAUGGUCUUCUUUAUCCGAUUUGUUGUAGUCAGGUGUGAAAAGAACAGCUUGGAGAAUGCUGAUCUUUUUGCAUCCUGACAUUCAGAGAGUUAAAUAUUAAGUUAAGUCUUGUCACCUCGUCUGAAAAGAAAUAAACCAUAAGUGAUUCCAUCACUUGUUCUUCUGGUCUUAGUUUCCAGCUCCAUUUUCACCUUGGUUUACAUGUCCAGUUUGUGAACGUUGUGCCCCUACAGACACAUCCUCUGUUUUCCUCUUUAGUCAGGACUGGUCAGCUUGAAUAUUGUAAAUAGCCGUUAUGGGAGGGAUCCAGAGUUAGCCCCUUCCCUUUAAGACAGUGGCUCUCAACCAGUGGUCCACGGACUACCAGUGGUUCGCAAGAACUAAAAUACGGUCUGCCUUCUAAGCUUCCCUUCCUUUGCUUUCUUUUCUCUUGCCCUUCCUUCCCUUUUCUUCCUUCUUUCCUUCUAUCCUUGUCUUCUUGUCCCUUCCUUUGCCUUCUUUUCUCUUGCCCUUCAUUCCUUCCUUUUUCUCUUCCCUUCCCAUCCUGCCCUUUGCUGCCUUUUCUCUUCCUCUUCCAUCCUUUUUCUCUUCCUUCCCUUUUCUCCCCUUUGCCUUUUCUCUUGCCCUUCUUUCCUUUUUUCUUCCCUUCACUUCAUUUCCUUUUCCUUCUUUUCUCUUGCCCUUCCUUUUCUCUUUCCUUCCUUCCCUUCCUUUGUCUACUUUUCUCUUGCCCUUCCUUCCUUUUCUCUUCCCUUCCUUCCCUUUGCCUUUUCUCUUGCCCUUCCUUCCUUUCUCUUCCCUUCCCUUCCUUUGCCUUCUUUUCUCUUGCCUUCUUUCCUUGCUUUUUCUUUCUCUUCCCUUCCCUUCCUUUGCCCAUCAUAUGUUAUGGACUGGAGUAGAGUACAAUAUAUGUCUCAUUUGAUGCCUCAAGAACUUGAAUGCAUACUGUAAUUGUUUUUCUUAAUCUGUUUAUCCUAUUAUGGUUAUAUUAUUGAUGUACUCUGAUUGUUGUUUAUGUGAGUUUAAUAUGUUGUAAGCCGCUUUGGGUCCAGUGAGGGAGAAAAGCAGGAUAUAAAUAAAGAUUCAUCAUCAUCGUCA